AUGAACUUUGCAGUAGAAUUACACGCGUAUGAUUCCUAUGCAUUAUGCCGCGUUUUCAAGAAAACAAUACAAAUUCCAAAAAAAAUUGAAAAAAAUACUGGGAAUGAAGAGAAGGAUACAGUGUGGGUCUCAGAAGAACAAUUACUAGGAGAUGACACAAGCGGUAUCGAAAGUUCUAAAGGGAGGGAAGCUGAAGGCGAAAAUUUCAACAAUGACAACUGUAAAUUUCCCUCCGAAACAUCUUCCUCGGAUGUCACUCAAGGAACUCCAAUUGAGACUGCAAUAGCCGAUGAUUUACAAGCUCCAUUUGCCUCAGAUGAAGCCAAUAGUUCAGCUAGCAUUUAUUCAAUGGGUGUGGAUUUCUCGUCAAAUUUAAUUCAGGAUAUGCAGAUGCCAAACUAUUCAAGCUUGCAUUAUCAAUUUCCGUUCCCAGAUUUAGAACUAGAAGAUUUCCCACAGAUUAACAUCACUGAGAGUCUGAAGCCAUCAAAGCUUGAAAUAAUCGACGAGUACAUGAUUUACAAGGAUUGCAUGAACGGAACAUUAGAAGAAAUUUUCUCUUUAUGUUCCUCUCAAGACAACUCCAAUAUUGUACUCUCCAUGCAAGACUAA
This is a messenger RNA of Dovyalis caffra, 612 nucleotides long. Lineage: Eukaryota; Viridiplantae; Streptophyta; Magnoliopsida; Malpighiales; Salicaceae. The record is from the annotation of a GenBank genome assembly.